This is a messenger RNA of Purpureocillium lilacinum, 3438 nucleotides long. The record is from RefSeq and is a predicted model, not a curated record. NCBI's taxonomy places the organism in Eukaryota, Fungi, Ascomycota, Sordariomycetes, Hypocreales, Ophiocordycipitaceae.
AUGGACAAUGAGAAUAUGCUGGCAGCUGCCGCAAAAAUCGUGGCCGCUAUUGCAACUGACCCAUCCUCGUCUCUAGAUGGAUCCAUUAGUACUUCGCUGCGCCUUCCCGGGCCCGAGGGCGCUGCAAAAAGGUCUCUUGAACGGGAACUGCGAAGUCUGGCCGUACGAGUUCACCAGCUGGCAAGGAACGCGUCGGCCUCCUCUUCAGUCGUUCUUCCAGUGACGCCUGAUGAGGUCAGCGAUACGCUCUUUGGUACAGGACGUGAGUCGAGUACGCUUGCGACCCAUCAUCGCGGUUUUCCCGCGGCAUCUGCAGGAUGCGCAAGCAGCCCAACGCAGCAGCGUGGCGACGAGCGUCCGGAGCAAAUUACGAACCUUUUGCGAGAACACGUUGAUGCUCAAGCCAAAUUGAUCGAUCAUCAGCGGCAGGAACUCGCUAGAGUCCAUGUCGAGCUACUGGAGCUGAAGAGUUUCCUGCAAGGCCCAUUUCGACAAACGGAGAACGAUCAGGUUACGACACUUCAGAAGGAGCUGUGGAAGCACCGCAAAGCCAACGAAGCCUUUCAGGACGCUCUUCGGGAGAUUGGUGAAAUUGUCACCGCCGUCGCCCGGGGCGAUUUGACCAUGAAAGCCCGCAUGAGCACCAAGGAGCUGGACCCUGAGAUUACUACCUUCAAGCGCACUAUCAACGCUAUGAUGGACCGCCUGCAGACCUUCGCCAGUGAAGUUUCGAGAGUAGCCCGCGAAGUUGGAACAGAGGGAUUAUUGGGUGGGCAAGCACGUAUCGGAGGCGUCGACGGUACAUGGAAAGAACUAACGGACAAUGUGAACGUCAUGGCGCAGAAUCUCACCGAUCAAGUACGGGAAAUCGCCUCGGUCACGACGGCCGUCGCUCAUGGUGACUUGACGAAAAAGAUCGAACGACCAGCAAAGGGCGAAAUACUCCAGCUGCAGCAAACAAUCAAUACCAUGGUGGAUCAACUGCGUACCUUCGCUUCUGAAGUCACACGUGUUUCUAGAGACGUCGGCACGGAAGGUAUUCUCGGGGGUCAGGCGGACGUUGGUGGAGCGCAGGGGAUGUGGAACGAUCUGACUGUCAACGUCAACGCCAUGGCCAACAAUUUGACGACACAGGUGCGAGACAUAAUCAAGGUUACCACCGCAGUCGCCAAAGGAGACCUUACGCAGAAGGUACAGGCAGACUGCAGUGGAGAAAUAUACGAGCUGAAGUCUACGAUCAACUCCAUGGUGGAUCAGCUGCAGCAGUUCGCGCGCGAAGUCACCAAGAUUGCGAGAGAAGUCGGGACAGAGGGACGGCUCGGAGGCCAAGCCACAGUGCACGAUGUGGAGGGGACUUGGAAGGAUCUCACCGAGAACGUCAACGUGGCAAAGGGUGACUUGACGAAAAAAAUUGGGGUCGAAGUCAAGGGCGAAUUUCUGGAAUUGAAAAACACGAUAAACCAAAUGGUGGACCGCCUGGGCACAUUUGCGGCAGAAGUCAGCAAAGUAGCUCGAGAGGUCGGUACUGACGGCACACUCGGUGGUCAAGCCCAAGUUGCCAACGUUGAGGGCAGAUGGAAGGACCUGACCGAGAAUGUCAACACGAUGGCUUCAAACCUCACUGUGCAAGUCAGAAGCAUCUCUGCCGUCACACAGGCUAUUGCGAAUGGAGAUAUGAGCCAAACCAUCGACGUCGAGGCGAGCGGAGAGAUACAGGUGUUGAAGGAAACAAUCAACAACAUGGUCGAACGCCUGUCAAGUUUCUGCUACGAGAUGCAGCGGGUGGCGAAAGAUGUCGGUCUUGAUGGGAAAAUGGGUGCCCAAGCAGACGUCGCCGGCCUUAACGGUCGCUGGAGAGAGAUCACCACCGAUGUCAAUACAAUGGCGAGCAACUUGACCACGCAAGUUCGUGCGUUCUCCGACAUUACAAACCUAGCAACGGACGGCGACUUCACAAAACUUGUGGAUGUAGAAGCAUCCGGCGAAAUGGACGAGCUGAAGCGGAAAAUAAACCAGAUGAUAUCAAACCUCAGAGACAGUAUCCAAAGGAAUACACAAGCGAGGGAAGCAGCAGAACUGGCAAACAAGUCAAAGUCAGAGUUCUUGGCCAACAUGUCGCACGAGAUUCGGACCCCGAUGAACGGGAUCAUUGGGAUGACGCAACUGACCCUGGAUACCGACUUGACGCAGUAUCAACGAGAGAUGCUUAACAUCGUCAAAAGUCUUGCAAACAGCCUCCUCACGAUCAUAGAUGACAUCUUGGACCUCUCCAAAAUCGAGGCGAGAAUGAUGGUUCUCGAGGAGAUACCCUACACACUGCGAGGCACUGUCUUCAACGCUUUAAAGACGCUGGCUGUUAAGGCAAAUGAGAAACUGCUCGAUCUCACCUUCAAGGUCGACAGUUCGGUUCCUGAUUACGUCGUCGGCGACUCAUUCCGACUUCGACAGAUCAUACUCAACCUCGUGGGAAAUGCCAUCAAGUUCACUGAGCAUGGCCGGGUGAGCCUAACGAUACAAGUACAUAGGCUGGCCCACUCUGCGUCUGACGAGUACGUGGUCGAGUUUGUCGUCAAAGACACUGGCAUUGGCAUCGCCAAGGACAAACUGAACCUCAUCUUCGACACUUUUCAGCAAGCCGACGGUUCCAUGACGCGCAAAUUUGGCGGCACAGGACUAGGCCUGUCUAUCUCCAAGCGGCUUGUUCAACUGAUGGGUGGUGACCUUUGGGUGCAAAGUGAGGUGGGUAAAGGCAGCCAGUUCCACUUCACUUGCAAAGUGAAGCUCGCACCGGAUGAUGUCCCUAGCAUCCAGAAGCAGCUCCUGCCAUACCACGGCCAUCGAGUCCUUCUCGUUGAUAAGGCUCAAGCCCGGUCCGGGGCAGACCUCAGGGCCAUGGUCGAGCAAUUGGGACUUUCACCGGUCCUGGUCAGCUCUGACGACGGUUCAGCGCUUGCCCGAGUUCAAUCGGAGGGUAUACUGACUUACGACGCAUUACUUGUUGACUCCGUGGGUUCGGCUAUGGAACUAAGAGCCAUGGAUGGCUUUCAGUACUUACCCAUCGUCCUAUUAGCACCCGUUGUCGAUGUUAGUCUGAAGACUUGCGUUGACCUGGGAAUUACCUCCUACAUGACGACACCUUGCAAGCUCAUCGAUCUGUGUACAAGUAUGAUUCCAGCAUUGGAGAACAGGGCUACCCUGUCUUUCCCGGAAGGAACACGAACCUUAAAGAUUCUGCUCGCGGAAGACAAUACAAUCAACCAGAGACUGGCAGUCAAGAUCCUCCAGAAACACAAUCACAUCGUCACAGUGGCUGGUAAUGGGCUGGAAGCGGUAGAGGCAGUUACUGUGAAGUCAUUCGACGUAAUCUUGAUGGACAUACAAAUGCCCGUUAUGGUAACGCACAACUGUUGGAAGCCAAUCUAUCGCGUCUUUGGCUAA